AUGAAGCCUUUGAAGUCUUUCAUUGCGUGCGACAACUGCAAAGCUCGCAAGAAGGGAUGCGAUAGCAAAACACCAAGAUGCGGCAACUGCAUAGCCAGUAACGCGGAAUGCAACUAUGCCACAGUCCGCAAAACACGGGGGCCGGGUAAAAAGAAGAAGAAUUCCAACAACUCGGAGGAGUCUGAGCAUCGACCUGAGAAAAUCAAUCGCCCAAACUUGGACGACGACAGCACCUUUCCAGUCCAGCAGUCUGGCGACGAAGGGUCAAAUGUCCACGUACCCAGUUGCAUCUCGUCCACGUCCAUCUUCACACCCGACCCAUCUCACCCAUCUCAGCGACAACUGCAAAUCAGAACUCAGCUCCCAACGUUGCCAGACUUUCUAGCCGCAGACCAGUUCAACACGCACCUCGAGAACAUAAAGAGCAGCAUCGCGCAGGCCAAUCUAGCUCACUCACUCACGCCGCUUCUCCCCCAAAACAUCGCAAUACGCCUAAUUCAAAACUCCUUUGUGGAAAUCAUGCAGCACAGGCAGCUCCUAGAUCUGGCAGACUUUUCCGCUCUUCUCAGCGCCCAAUACAUCGCCAGCUCGACCGGCCCAGCAGAAAAUGACUUCGCCAGAUGGGCCACCGUCAACGCCGUGACUGCGCUUGCAUUGCGAUUCAAGGCCGCCCCAGGCUCCGAAGACGACUUGAGCUCUAUUCCACUUGCUUUUUACCACAAUGCCACGGCCGUGAUACAUCACCUCAUCUUGCAAGAGCCCAGCUUGCUUUCCAUUCAAGCACUGUUGGCAAUGGCCAUGUUCGUUGAAGAUACACCAGAACCUGCUGCUUUUAUCAUGCUGGCAACGAAUGCUUCACGCCAGCUGGAGCUUCUUGAGAGCAGGAUGCCCGACGACUUUAAAAGCAAUGGAGCAAAUUUGAAGUCGAAGCAGCACCAACGUGCAUGUGAAAUCUCAUCCACAUUCGACAACAAGAUUGGUCUGCUCCUAAGUUCAGAUGCCAGUCAAGUGACAGGGAGUAUAUUGUAA
Messenger RNA from Trichoderma gamsii, 1029 nucleotides. RefSeq lists its product as hypothetical. The record is from RefSeq and is a predicted model, not a curated record. Gene Ontology annotation, molecular function: zinc ion binding; DNA-binding transcription factor activity, RNA polymerase II-specific. The transcript is spliced from 3 exons. Bases 1 to 1029 code for a protein of 342 amino acids. Gene Ontology annotation, biological process: regulation of DNA-templated transcription. NCBI's taxonomy places the organism in Eukaryota, Fungi, Ascomycota, Sordariomycetes, Hypocreales, Hypocreaceae.